Messenger RNA from Penicillium verhagenii, 996 nucleotides. RefSeq names its product terpene synthase family protein. The record is from RefSeq and is a predicted model, not a curated record. The transcript is spliced from 9 exons. Lineage: Eukaryota; Fungi; Ascomycota; Eurotiomycetes; Eurotiales; Aspergillaceae. Bases 1 to 996 code for a protein of 331 amino acids.
AUGGCUACUUGUCACUUGGCCUUUCGGGAGUCUCUCGAAGGUCAGACAGUCACCAUUCCAAGUAUCUAUCAGCUAUUUCCGGAAUGGAAGCCCAAUUUGCACAAAGAUUACGAAAUGGCAAGAGAUAAUUUUCUGAAUCCUUGGAUAGAAAGAUGGGUGGAGGACAGACACAUAGCGCACAAGCUCAAGGAGGCCGAUUUUGGUAUAUUCGCCGCAGCUUGGGGUAGGAGUGCAUCAUUUGAAGUACUUUGCACGGCUGCUAAAUAUUUCGCUUGGUAUUUCUUAUAUGAUGAUAUCUUUGAUUGUGGUACUCUAAAGCACGAUAGACAUCUCGCUGGAGUUUACAGAGAAGCAAGCCUUCAGUAUUUCAAGUUCACUCUCAUUGACGAAGGAGAAGCGCCAGAUCUUUCGAUUUUCACCGCAGAACUACAAAAAGGCCUUCAAUGCUGGGAUGAGGUUGGUUUGCACAUUCGUAAUGUCUGUUCAAAGGAGACUCGUGAAAUUCUUUGUGACGAAAUGCUGCGAUACGUUGGAAGCCUGAACAAUGUGGAUAGCAUGUUUGAUGACUACCAUGUUCCAUCUCUCGAACACUACUGGGCCCGCCGUGAGGCCACGGCUGCUGUAUACUGUGUGAUCGCUACAAUACCAUUCAUCUAUGGAUUGGAUGUUACCAGAGAAGAUGUUCAGGAUCAAUCCAUGAGAGAUUUGUGGCGAGAUACUUCGUACUUUGUCCAUGUCACUCGCAGCACGAAUGACAUGUUUUCCAUGCGAAAAGAGAUCAUUGACGGCCAGAUUGAAAACUUGAUUCCUGUGUUGAUGCUUAAUCGCGGGAUUGACUGCAAUACCGCGAUGCAGCAAAGCUAUGCAGUUGCUGGCAAUCAUGCAAGAGCCAUAAUAGAUGCAGAAUCACUCCAGGUUUGCAAAUCAAAGGCUGUUUCACAGGCAUUUAUUCAAAGUUGUCAGGAUGUUGCGAUGGGACUUGCUCAUUGGAGGUAA